Pimephales promelas (fathead minnow) is the source of this 2150-nucleotide messenger RNA. RefSeq names its product myosin regulatory light chain interacting protein b (gene mylipb). Lineage: Eukaryota; Metazoa; Chordata; Actinopteri; Cypriniformes; Leuciscidae. Gene Ontology annotation, biological process: ubiquitin-dependent protein catabolic process. Gene Ontology annotation, molecular function: ubiquitin-protein transferase activity. The record is from RefSeq and is a predicted model, not a curated record. Gene Ontology annotation, cellular component: cytoskeleton.
AAACCUCCUCUCGCUGUUUUUCCAAUGGGGUACGACUCAGCCUCGUGACCGAGCUACAGGUCGCUCUCUCCGCUAUCCUGACCUGUCCUGGACUGUGUGUGAAACAAUAACUGCAUUCACUAUGUUAUGCCUCAUUACUCGUCCGGACUCGGUGGUUCUGGAAGUGGAGGUGGACCCAAAAGCAAACGGAGAGGACAUUCUCAAUAAGAUAUGCCGGAAAAUGGGAAUCAUAGAGGUGGAUUAUUUUGGACUUCAGUUCACUGGUGUAAAGGGAGAGAUUUUAUGGAUGAAUCUCAGAAACAGGAUUUCUCAACAAGUGGACUGCUUGUCUCCCUGCAGACUGAGGCUGCGAGUGAAGUUCUUUGUUGAGCCACAUCUAAUCCUGCAAGAGCAAACCAGGCAUUUGUUUCUGAUGCAUGUGAAGGAGGAGCUUUUCAAAGGAAGCUUGCGAUUGGACGCAGAGCAGGCGAUCAAGCUCUCUGCACUACUGGCUCAGGCAGAGUUUGGAGAUUACAACCAAAACACAGCCAACUACUGCUACUCACAGAUCUAUGGUCAAGAGCCCAGCCAUGACACCAUCAACAAUAUUUGUUUGAGGCAUAAGGCAUUGGAGGGUGUUAGUCAGGCUUCAGCAGAAUAUCAAGCCCUGCAGCUGGUUUCCUCCCUCAACUACUAUGGCGUGGAGUGGCAUUCUGCGCGUGACUCUGAGGGACAGGAGCUGCUCAUCGGGGUCGGACCAGAGGGCCUGUUCGUCUGCAAAACAGAUUUCACCACAAUUGAAAGAAUCGUAUACCCAGUCAUUCAAAUGGCCACACAGUCCGGAAGGAAUGUGUAUGUGACCAUCACAAAGGACAGUGGGGACAGUAUGGUUCUCCUUUUUAAGUUCAUCAGUCCUUGUGCUGCCAAUGGACUAUAUCGCGCUAUCACAGAGAUUCACUCCUUCUAUAGGUGUGACACUGUAAUGAGCACGGUGAAGAUGCAAUAUAGCCGAGACUUCAAGGGUCACCUGGCCUCCCUCUUCCUCAAUGAAAGCAUUGACCUUGGUAAACGGUACAUCUUUGACAUUCAGCGCACAUCCAAAGAAGUGUAUGACCGUGCCCGGCGAGCCCUGUUCAAUGCAGGGAUGACUGUGAAUGGAUGUGGGAGCCCAAGAGACAGUGCCAGUCACUCGCCGCUGAGACAGAUAAAAGUUGAAAGGGAAAAGCGAAUGUGUGUUGGCUGCAGAGAAACUCACAUUCUCAAGGAGAAGCUCCAAAUGUUACAAGAUGCCCUGACCUGCGCUCUGUGCUGCGAACAGGAGAUCAAUGCUGCUUUCUGUCCUUGUGGACACAUGUUCUGCUGCUAUAAGUGUGCCAGCCAACUUCAGUGUUGCCCAGUUUGCCGUUCAGAAGUGGACCGUGUUCAGCAUGUCUAUUUACCCACCUGUGCCAGUCUACUUGGCUUGGCAGAGGCAAAAACCACUACUUCAGUGUGCAGCGGGACUGCCGUCUCAGAGGAUUGUAUCAAUAAAGAAAACACCUGCCAGCUGUAGGAUGGAUAACAUCUGCACACCACACAUGGACACUAUUGGCCACAGAAUAUUUGAAUAUUUUAAAAAUACAGAGGAAAUGUUAGGAUAAAAUAUUUAGUGGUUCUAUUAAGCUGAACUGCACAGAGUGAGGCUGGCUAUCCAGAAGUACCUCAAAAAAAAUCUGACUACUGCUAAUCAUACUGUUAUUUUACAUAGUGUGCACAUUACAGGGUUAAAAAUGAAUAAACCAUUUACACUGGGGGCAACUGUUGUUCAUGCUACACAGCAAUAGCAACAUUUCCUGUGAUUUUUUUAUGUACUGUAUCAGAAUGUCAAGACAAAUGUAGUUAACACUCCACAUCAUCAACUAUAUUCUUUAUCAAAAGGGAUUUUUUAAAGGUUUAUUUUAUAUUUGUCUUUGUUUGUGUAUGCAGUUUUAUUGAACGAAUAUUUCAAAUAAUAUAUUUCAUUUAAUUACACAAAAUGGGAGUCUUUCUAGUGCUACUGCGGUAUUCACAAAAUAAGCCUUUAAUGCACUAUUACAAAAAGGUCUAAAUAACAAAGAGUUAUGUCCUCUUUUUUACUGACAUGUAUUUCAUCCGUAUCCGAACAGAAUAAAGAGCUUUUACACACCUUUUAA